Molecule: messenger RNA, 1511 nt
Organism: Xenia sp. Carnegie-2017
Lineage: Eukaryota; Metazoa; Cnidaria; Anthozoa; Malacalcyonacea; Xeniidae
Product: transmembrane protein 163-like
Exons: 1
Coding region: 375-1247 (290 amino acids)
Biological process (GO): transmembrane transport; monoatomic cation transport
Cellular component (GO): membrane
Molecular function (GO): monoatomic cation transmembrane transporter activity
Source: RefSeq, a predicted model, not a curated record
UAUACAAUUAGAAGCAUGUGACACUGAGUAGCGUAUUCCAUCGCAAGACUGAAUGGCAAAAGUGUUGAUUUAAUGUGUACGUUGAGAAACGGCUUGUUAUCAAGCGGUUAGGUGGUAGUUGCUUCAACUUCAAUUGAUGGCAAUCUGUUUCUUUCAAAUAACAAAUCGACAACCGAAGAAAGUUUAUUGCUAUGCAUAUUUGUGUGAUGUCUUUCGUUGAGUAGGCUUUAACAUUAAGCAUACUGAUUGGAACUUGACAACUUCUUUGUUUACAGUACAGCAAAAGUGGCAAAAGGCAAAAAGGUGUCUGUGGGAGAAGUGCCAUUGAUAUAUUACAUUGCCACUGUCGAAAGUCCGCUUCUCGAAGGCUCAAAAUGCCGACUACGGAAAAGGAAAAGCUUCUUUCUUCAUUGUCAUCUUAUGGUGCAACGAUAACUUACGACGACGACACGAAGUCAAAGCCAUCCAUUUUCUUCACGUCCACUGAUUCCAAAACUAGUUCGAUUUGGGGCUAUCCCGAAAGCGAUUUGCUCAGCAUAGAAAGUGAUCGGUACAUUACCAUCAGCGAAAUAAAGCACGAAAUCAACAAGGCCAAGCGGGCUGCACUUGUGACAUUGAUCUUGACCAUUUUAUUUACUUCGUUAAGUUUUAUUGCAUCACACGAGUCCGGCAGCGCGGCAGCUUUUGGGCUUGCGUUCGAGUCCUUGCUCGCCGGCAUGGCGUCGCUCAUUAUUCUAUGGCGAUUUUGGUCCGUUAAGGAAGUGGAGAUACGUCAACGAAAGCGAGAAUUGAUCGCUCUUUUCAUCAUCGUAGUUUCAUUACUUCUCUCUGGUAUAUCCGUCGGCUUCAAGUCUAUAAGGGCCCUAGUUUGCACAGAGAAGCAUAAGAAAUCUCGAAUGCUUCUCGUUCUAUCGUCAAUAUCAGUUUUUGUAUACGUCACACUGUUUGCUGUAAAAUACAGAAUCGCAAGACGAUUGUCUAGUAGAGCGCUGCGUACGGACGCAAUCGAUGCACUCUGCGCAGGCCUUCUCGCCCUCAGUAUAGUUGUGACGACUUCAACCCGUGAGUUUACAACUAAAGUAUGGUUUUUGGACUCUAUAAUUGCAUUGGGAGUGGCCUUAUUUUCCUUUUGCUACGGUUUGUAUUCUCUGUUGCAUUUCACUCGACUAUGCCAGUUGUAUAGAAAACGAAAAAAGGCAGAGAAUUUGCCAACAACAGAACAUGUUCUUUGUCCAGCUGAAGUGUAAACUAAUUAGCUAAGGGUUAUGACUUUAUGAGAAUGAGGAAAGUUACUGGAAACUUAAUAACUGUUAUGAUUUAAAUUUGCUAUAGAAGUAAUUGUUACGCGCCGUUGUAAUUAAAACAAUUUAAUUUGUUUCGCCGUGAAAUUAUGAUACAUGAGAUGGCUUUUCAGGAAAUCGUGCAUUUGGAAGUAGUGCUCUGCUUAAGAUCAUGAUCGACUUGUAGACACGGUCUUUUGAAAAAUUAUAGCGUUUAAUUGUGCGUCUCUA